Molecule: messenger RNA, 594 nt
Organism: Closterium sp. NIES-67
Lineage: Eukaryota; Viridiplantae; Streptophyta; Zygnematophyceae; Desmidiales; Closteriaceae
Source: the annotation of a GenBank genome assembly
UUGUGGGGCAUGAGAACCGCGAGGCUGCUGUCAGGCUUGCUGCUCCCCCCACUGCUGCUGCUGCUGCUGCUGCUGCUGGCGGCCCAUCUGCUGGCGAUGUGCCGCCUGCCUUCCAAGUGACCAACUUCGAGGUGAAGGCGUGUGACGCGUGCGCGCAGCCGCACCUGGUGCUGGCGGCCAUCAUCGCUGCUGGCAUGGACGGGCUGGCGCGCAAACUGCAGCUGCCGGAACCCAUUGACGUGAACCCGGCGGAUCUUCCUCCCGAUGCGGCCCCCGCUCGUCUGCCGUCGUGCCUGGACGAGUCUCUGGCGGCCUUUGAGGCGGAUUCUGUGAUGAGGGACGUGCUGGGGGACGUCAUGGUCCAGGCGAUUGUGGCCGUGCGCAAGGCUGAGAUUCAACAUUACACUGGAAGAGCGUCCAUGGUUAGUCAGCUCAUAACCAAGUACUGAGUUGAUUUCCUCUGAAGGUGACUUCAUUGGUACAUUUUGUAUAGUUUUCCCCAAAGGAGCGCGGAUGAUUUUUAAAAUGCCAUAGUGGGAUGUUAUGUUAACCAAUCUACUUUAGAAUCAUUAACAAUAAUUAGCACAAUAAGAU